AUGUUUAGGAUCGCAAACUACACUGGAAUCUCGAAGACUCACGAAGAGACCGAAAUGAACACAGAUGGUGGCUUCACCGUCGUCGCUCUCACCCUUGUGGCCGCUCCUGCCAAGUACGACUUCAAAUAUGCCGUGAAGGACGACUACUCCGGAAACGACUUCGGUCAACAGGAAGCUCGCGACGGUUACGAUACUCAGGGUUCUUACUACGUUCUCCUUCCCGACGGUCGCUUGCAGAAGGUCGCCUACACUGUCAACGGCGACUCUGGUUACGUGGCUGAGGUCAGCUACGAGGGUGAAGCUCAGUAUGCUUACAAGCCCGCCCCUGCUUACAAGCCCGCCCCUGCUUACAAGCCCGCCCCUGCUUACAAGCCCGCCCCUGCUUACAAGCCCGCCCCUGCUUACAAGCCCGCCCCUGCUUACAAGCCCUACAAGCCCGCCCCUGCUUACAAGCCCGCCCCUGCUUACAAGCCCGCCCCUGCUUACAAGCCCGCCCCUGCUUACAAGCCCGCCCCUGCUUACAAGCCCGCCCCUGCUUACAAGCCCGCCCCUGCUUACAAGCCCGCCCCUGCUUACAAGCCCGCCCCUGCUUACAAGCCCGCCCCUGCUUACAAGCCCGCCCCUGCUUACAAGCCCGCCCCUGCUUACAAGCCCGCCCCUGCUUACAAGCCCGCCCCUGCUUACAAGCCCGCCCCUGCUUACAAGCCCGCCCCUGCUUACAAGCCCGCCCCUGCUUACAAGCCCGCCCCUGCUUACAAGCCCGCCCCUGCUUACAAGCCCGCCCCUGCUUACAAGCCCGCCCCUGCUUACAAGCCCGCCCCUGCUUACAAGCCCGCCCCUGCUUACAAGCCCGCCCCUGCCUACAAGCCCGCCACCGCCUAUAAGCCCGCCCCUGCUUACAAGCCCGCCCCUGCUUACAAGCCCGCCCCUGCUUACAAGCCCACCCCUGCUUACAACCCGGCUCCGACCUAUGCUUAAAUGAAACAAAUUUGAAUAUACAUUUGAUGAAUAUUUAUUAAACAAAAAUUCUAUCACA
Molecule: messenger RNA, 1036 nt
Organism: Penaeus chinensis
Lineage: Eukaryota; Metazoa; Arthropoda; Malacostraca; Decapoda; Penaeidae
Product: repetitive proline-rich cell wall protein 1-like
Exons: 5
Coding region: 1-978 (325 amino acids)
Source: RefSeq, a predicted model, not a curated record